AUUCACACGUGUGACCUCCACGUGUACUUUAUAGAUACAUACAGCUUUUUUUGUACCUAUAUUUAUGAUCUGGCAAUGACACGUAGUACUCAUUCACCGCAUUAUUUUUUUUGAGUCUCAUUUUCUCCUUUAUUCUCUCUUACACCACACUAUGAACACACCAAACACAUCGGAAAUUCAACAACACGGCUGUGCACGGCGGAGCAACAGAGGUUUUCCGAUAGUGACGCUGACGACGACGACAAAGAUGAACUGGUGGAUUGUGAAAUGGAAGCAACGCAAAGUUUGAUUUUGUAUAGAGACGGAUCUGGAAUUCGAAGUUUUGUUUUUCUUUUCAAAAUGAAGGACAAAUUUACGCCGCCGUGCAAGGCGGUGGAAGGGAAGUUUGCUGGUGGAGAUGGAAAAGGUGAACUGGUGGAUUUUGAAAUGGAAGCAGCACAAGCAUUGGCUUGUUUAGCUAAUCCAGGGAGUAGAAGUGAUGAAUUUUCAGUUCCAGGACCAUCUGGUCGCUCUGAGGAACAUGUAAUAACGAUACAGUCCGAGCAUGAAUCUGAACCAAAAACAAGUCCUCAACAUGUUCUGAACUAUCCACCAGUUGCCAGCAGAAGAUCGAGGCAGAAUUUGACUGAGGAGGAGAAGGAAGAACGGAGACUCUCUCGUGUUUUGGCGAAUAGAGAGUCUGCUAGGCAAACAAUUCGCCGGAGACAGGCUAUGUAUGAGGAAUUGACAAGAAAAGCAGCUGAUCUUUCAUCGGAGAACAACAAUUUGAAGAAGGAAAAGGAGCUGGCAGCUAAGGAGUACGAUUAUUUGAAGAACGAAAAUGUUACCUUAAGACGACAGAUGUCUAGAAUAGAGAAGGCUGAAGCAGAGGAAACAGAUGGUGCUUCUAGGUCGAAACCAGUAGAAAUCUCGAGUACAAGUCCAACUCCAGCUCCAAAUCUGACUCCAACUCCAGCUCCGACCUCUCUUUUUAACCAGCCUCCUAUAUUACCUUUCUUUUGGCCAUCCAUCGUUCAACCUUUCAACCUAUUACAAUGUAGUACUCAAAAUAUUUCUGAUAUUGCAUCAGUGGUGCCUUUACCUAUUGCCGGUGAAUUAAAUUCUAUCAACAGACAACAGAUUUCGAAUCCAGGAAAUCCACUAUAUUUACUUCCCUUCCCUUGCUUGAUCCCAUUUUAUCCUCAAAGUAAUCCGUUCCUUCCGUGGGCCUCUACCGUUACUGAAAAACAUGCCGAGACUUCCUCAGCCCAUCAGUGUAGUACAUCAUAUAUGAACAUGGAGAACAAUCAAGCAGCAACUACCCAGGAAACCGAGACGGAAGCUUUUCUUGGUUUUCCACCAGACUCAUGUGCAUCUGACAGAAGGCGACAGCGCUCUAGAGAAAUGAUCCCUAUGACUGGUCCCUCUGGAUAUAUUGACACUCAUCAUCAACAAGACGACGAUACCCCUGAUACCAAUGCUCUCUCUUGUACCGCGGGACAUAGAGGAGAUACAUCAGAAAAGACAUCUGAAGAAUCCAUCACCUGCUCUAGCGAAAAGACGGCAGAUGCCAUUGCAGCAGCAACAGAAGCUCGGAAACGAAGGAAAGAGCUACUGCAUUUGAAAGGCCACCAUUAAACUCCUCAGGCCUGAAGUUCAUCGAAAAAUUAUCGAUGGACAAUCUCUACAGUAAAGGUGCACUCCUUUUAACAAGCCAUCUUUUAAUUUUCAGUAAGAGAUAUAUCAUGAUGCAACGGCAACAGAACAUUUACAAGUUUUGUGAGAAUUUUGUUUUUGCUAUAGAGUAAAUAUUAGAAGAGGAUGUAAAAUAUAUGUGCUCCUAUAUUUUGAACAUUUCAAAAAGUUUUAGUUGUUU
Messenger RNA from Solanum pennellii, 1855 nucleotides. RefSeq lists its product as uncharacterized. Gene Ontology annotation, molecular function: DNA-binding transcription factor activity; sequence-specific DNA binding. Gene Ontology annotation, biological process: regulation of DNA-templated transcription. Gene Ontology annotation, cellular component: nucleus. NCBI's taxonomy places the organism in Eukaryota, Viridiplantae, Streptophyta, Magnoliopsida, Solanales, Solanaceae. The record is from RefSeq and is a predicted model, not a curated record.